Messenger RNA from Cannabis sativa, 1318 nucleotides. RefSeq names its product isoaspartyl peptidase/L-asparaginase 1. The record is from RefSeq and is a predicted model, not a curated record. The coding region runs from base 154 to 1107 and encodes 317 amino acids. NCBI's taxonomy places the organism in Eukaryota, Viridiplantae, Streptophyta, Magnoliopsida, Rosales, Cannabaceae. The transcript is spliced from 5 exons. Gene Ontology annotation, molecular function: hydrolase activity.
CCCUCACUAUAAAUUCCACACAAACAUUAUUGUAUGAGAAAACGGACACUUUUUGCUCUAUCAAUUCGGAAAUCAUACCUCACCUUCAUUUUCUUUCAUAUUAAUAAGCAGAGGCAGACCAUUCUCUAAUAAGAAAAGCAUUAUAUAUAUUAUAUGGGGUGGGCCAUAGCACUUCACGGCGGCGCCGGCGACAUCCCUGUCUCUCUUCCAGCGGAGCGUCGACAGCCACGUGAGGAUGCCCUUCAUUAUUGCCUCCAGAUCGGCGUUGAAGCUCUCAAAGCAGGAAACCCGGUCUUGGACGUUGUUGAACUUGUGGUUCGUGAAUUGGAAAACAAUCCACACUUUAAUGCCGGUAGAGGCUCUGUUCUAACUUGCAAUGGCGAAGUUGAAAUGGAAGCAAGUAUUAUGGAUGGAAACACAAAGAACUGUGGAGCUGUUUCUGGCCUCAAAACUGUUGUUAAUGCUAUAUCAUUGGCACGUUUGGUUAUGGAAAAAACUCCUCAUAUUUACCUUGCAUUUGAUGGAGCAGAAGCCUUUGCAAGAGAACAAGGAGUUGAGACUGUAGACUCAAGCUAUUUUGUUACUCCAGAAAAUAUCGAACGACUAAAGCAAGCAAAAGAAGCCAAUAGAACGCAGCUUGAUUAUACUGAACCAACUUCCAAAGCUGUGAACAAUAAGAACUUAACUUCAAAUGGGGAUAGCCAAGGGACAGUUGGAUGUGUGGCCGUUGACAAUGAUGGGAAUUUAGCUUCUGCAACAUCUACUGGUGGAUUUGUAAACAAGAUGAGGGGAAGGAUUGGGGACACUCCUGUAAUAGGUGCAGGAACUUAUGCAAACAAGCUCUGUGCGGUCUCUGCCACGGGCAGAGGCGAGGCCAUAAUUAAAGGCACAGUGGCCAGGGAUGUUGCAGCUCUCAUGGAAUUUAAAGGGCUUUCUCUUAAGGAUGCUGCAGCUUAUGCGGUGGACAGUGUUCCAAAAGGGACUGCUGGCCUUAUUGCUGUCUCUGCCACAGGAGAAGUGACAAUGCCUUUUAAUACAAUGGGCAUGUUCCGAGCUUGUGCUACUGAAGAUGGCUAUGAAGAAAUUGGAAUAUGGCCAGACAUCUAGAAUCGAUGAUAAUUUGACUAUUAAUAAAUCUUGCAUUUUUAAUAAUUAUGUUACUACAGUAUUACCUAUGAUGUGUAGAUAGAUUAAGCUGAAAAAAAUAGAUUAGAAAAGAAAAUAGGACAUAAAUUUAGCGUGCUUUAACGCCUUGGUCCAUGAAGUAUUUUUAUAAGCUUUAAUAAUAGAGUUUUUAUAGCUCUAGUAUUUCUUUCAA